Molecule: messenger RNA, 2699 nt
Organism: Triplophysa dalaica
Lineage: Eukaryota; Metazoa; Chordata; Actinopteri; Cypriniformes; Nemacheilidae
Gene: dmtf1
Product: cyclin D binding myb-like transcription factor 1
Exons: 17
Coding region: 147-2087 (646 amino acids)
Biological process (GO): regulation of transcription by RNA polymerase II
Cellular component (GO): nucleus
Molecular function (GO): RNA polymerase II cis-regulatory region sequence-specific DNA binding; DNA-binding transcription factor activity, RNA polymerase II-specific
Source: RefSeq, a predicted model, not a curated record
UUUCCAAACCGGAAGUCAGCAACGAGCUCCUGUAGACACUUCCGCUCUGUACAAAGAGAAAAGAUAAAAAGCUCUUUCCUCCAUCCUGGUAUUUGACUUCAUCCUGGUCACUGUGAAGUCCCCGUACCCAAAACAGGAAACUGACUAUGAACAAAGGAGAUGUCCCAGCCACUGUGACCCUUGAAUCAGUCAAUUCCGUCACGUUCACUCAGGACACCGAUGGAAACAUAAUCCUACACUGCCCUCAAAAUGAUGAGGAGGACUUGGGUUCAGACGAACCGGUUCACAAACGACUGCGCUUGUCCAGUGAGGACGGUGAAGACCCUCAUGAUUCUACCUCAGCAGAGUACGCUGUCGUCACCUUACCUAUUACGGAAGGCGAUGAAAGUUUUGAGGUGACGAUGACUGCAACAGAGAUGAGAGAAGGAGAGCUGGAAACCCAAGAUCCGUCUCAAACACAGCAGAAGGUUUCUCCCGUUGUUAAGAAGACUGAAGAUGUGUCGGCCGUCAGUCAAGCCUGGUUCACCACGAAAGAAGAUAAAGACACGCUGGUCAACAAGGGUCACAAAUGGAAACAGGGCAUGUGGUCAAAGGAGGAGAUCGAUAUCCUGAUGAGUAACAUCGAGCGUUACGUGAAGAACCGGGGGAUCCAGGACCCUGCAGAGAUCAUCUUUGAGAUGCCAAAAGAAGAGCGAAAAGAUUUUUACCGCAGUAUAGCGUGGGGUUUAAACCGACCGCUGUUUGCAGUAUACAGACGUGUACUGCGGAUGUACGAUAACCGGAACCACGUAGGCAAAUACACAGAUGAGGAGAUCAAUAAACUAAAAGAGCUAAGGGAGAAACACGGGAACGACUGGGCUACCAUCGGGGCGGCGCUCGGUCGCAGCGCAUCUUCUGUUAAGGACCGGUGUCGACUCAUGAAGGACACAUGCAACACUGGAAAAUGGACAGAAGAGGAGGAGAGAAAGUUGGCAGAAGUGGUCCAUGAGUUGACUGGCACAGAGGCAGGUGAUGUCGUUACUCAGGGCGUCUCCUGGGCGACGGUGGCAGAACUAGUUGGCACACGCUCGGAGAAACAGUGCCGCUCUAAGUGGCUCAACUACCUUAACUGGAAGCAAAGCGGCGGAACAGAAUGGAGCAAAGAAAACGACAUCAAUCUCGUCCACAGAAUAGCAGAGCUGGAGGUGGAGGAUGAGAACGACAUAAACUGGGAUACGUUGGCUGGCGGAUGGAGCAGCGUGCGCUCGCCUCAGUGGCUGCGCAGCAAAUGGUGGACCAUCAAAAGACAAGUAGCCAAUCACAAGGAGCUUCCCUUUCCAUUCUUGUUGAAAGGGUUGCAGGAUGUUGUGGAGGCCCCGCCGUCUACGAAGGUCGUGGUGGUCACUUCUCGGUCAGCCAAUGCGUCGCCCAGCCCGGUUACUGCGCUUCAGAUCCCUGUUCAGAUUCCAGUGCAGAUCACGCAUGUCUCUUCGACAGAUGGCGUGAGUGGAACUUCAGACAGCGAAACCAUCACAUUGAAUUCUGGAGCUUUACAGACGUUUGAAUUACUGCCUUCAUUUCACCUGCAGCCCACUGGCACACCUGGAACCUAUUACCUCCAAACGGGAACCAAUCAGAGCCUUCCACUCACACUGUCAGCCAAUCCCACAGUCACGCUCACAGCUGCGGCCUCUCCAUCUUCCCCAGACCAGAUUAUCUUGCACAGUCUCACAGGGGAUGCCGAAAACAUGACCGUUCAGAUGUCCCAUCCUGGCAUCAUCAUCCAGACAGUGACCUCAGAAGACCUCUCCGAGCUGGAAGCAGAGCAGGAGCUGAUGAAGGAACAUCCUCCUGAAGAACAAAACAACUGCGGGGAAGAGGAACAUGGUGAACAGAGUUCAGAGGAUGUACAUGAUGGAGGAAAGACGCUGAUCUCCUGUGAGGUAAAGGAAACCGAGAAUUCUGGGAUUUGUGGUGGAGCCGUACUUAUGGUUCCGUCUCCAAGCUGCUUCAUUCCGUCUAAUGAAGAUAUCGGCAGCGAUUCAGUCCUGCCCCUUGGAACGUUAACGGAUCCCAUUUUGGAGAACCAAGAAGAGGGAUCAGACUGAAGGCUGUUGCAGUAGUAAGCGAGAUGCUCAGACUUCGGAAGCGGGACAUCCAACACUGUUGAAUGACAAAUCAAAACAAGACAAACACAGAAUGCUGUACACAUAUGUUACAAAUAAAUCUGUAAGACUUGUGUUGAGUUGUUACCCAAGUUCCAUUGAAGUUUGAUAGGUCUGAAUGAGAAGAGUAGAAUGCUUAUGAUAGAAAGAUGUGUAGCAUCCUCAGUGAGAUGAAACACAGGAUCACGAGUAUAAAACAUGCUUGCAUCAAACACAGUAUUUAUAUAACCUAUGUACGUUUUUGAGCCUCAUUCAUGUCUCAAUGCAGAGACUUUUACUAUGUUACACUUAUUUUUAACAUUUUUUUUUAAAUAUGAAAUGCCCUACGUUAAAAUAUUUUUGUGUGUUUCUAGACUUGACCGUUUUUAUAGCCUACUUUUCUGCCGCAAAACUUGAUCAUGUAUUAUGUAAAGCCGCACUGUUGAUAAUAAUGUUAAAGUACAAUUCCAAACGGCUACUAUAGACUGGCUAUAAUUUAUCAAAGGGUUUAAUGAUCCAUCUAAUCUGUGUGUUAGUGCCUCUGUGUUUAUUUAUUGAAUAAACAAAAUGUCACGA